Molecule: messenger RNA, 171 nt
Organism: Sphaeroforma arctica JP610
Lineage: Eukaryota; Ichthyosporea; Ichthyophonida
Exons: 1
Source: RefSeq, a predicted model, not a curated record
AUGGAGGCCAAGGGCGACCUAAUGGUGACCGAGGAUGCAGGCUACAAGAACAACACCUCAUGGAAAGCUGAGAUCAUCAAACCCAAAGCACUGCGACAGGGCGAUAGCACAGUACCACACAACACAGACGACAUCCAAGACCUCCCCAAGACUACGCUCAACAAGAUCAAG